Messenger RNA from Arachis ipaensis, 612 nucleotides. NCBI's taxonomy places the organism in Eukaryota, Viridiplantae, Streptophyta, Magnoliopsida, Fabales, Fabaceae. The record is from RefSeq and is a predicted model, not a curated record.
AUGGAGAAUGAUGGCAAAGAGUCGUAUAAAGAUGGUGAUCAAUCUGAAGAUUUAAGUGUUGAGUAUGAGUGCAGUUCUAAUGAAAGUGAUGAUAUGGUGGAUGUAACUGUAGAUGAAGCAGAGGCAAAUAUAAUUAAUACUAAUGGUUUUGAAAAGUUGAUAACUGAUUUUACCAUCGAAGAUAUAUGGAGAUUGGUGUUUGAUACAGAAUCUCAAGUUUGUGAAUUUUAUGCCAAAUAUGCCAAGUGCUAUGGAUUUGUGUCCCAAAAAGACUUGAAGACGGUGGAUGCUAAUGGCAACAUUAAUACAAGACAGUUGGUUUGCAAUAAAGCAGGAGAAAGACAUUGGAAGCACCUUAAAAGGGACAAUCGGCAAAGGGAACAUAGGGCAAUUACUCGUGUCAACUGCAGGGCGAGGAUUCGGUUCAUUCGUCACUAUAGAACGGGUAAGUGGAAAGUUAGUGUCUUUGAGAGUGAACACAAUCAUCCACUGUGUCCACCUAAGUACAGACAUCUUAUUGCCGCGAAUCGUGGGCUUAUUGAGGCUGAUAAAACACAAACAGACAACUUGCGAGCAUGUUUGCUUCAGCAUUAUUGCUCUUUGCCUACUUGA